GCAUCCACAAACAAAAUGUGUGAACGCCAUGAUACCAAAGAAGAAGAUAUUACCCACCCUCGCCAGCCUUCCUUCUGAGAAGCAGUCAGUCAACCGGCUGUUGCAUUUUUUUUUCGGUUAUCGAUUGGUCUUGUCUGGACCGUGAAGUCGCGGGAGAGUUUGGACAAAAAUGGUGGAUAAAUAAAAUAGAGUUCACUAAGGCCGUUUUAAAAAAGUAUCAAUUUACGGUCUGCUUAACAGGGUGGCGCUCCCAUAGACACCAAUGCGAUAGCAGCUGGGUCUGGUCUGCUUUGUUCAUUGAUUGAACCAGAAAAAACAGCGACUGGAUUGGAAUCCUUCCUGCCCCCCCCCAAAAAACGUGACUAGCUAGCAUAUUGACGCCGAUAAAUACAGAAACAAAUGGCUUUGAAUGGUGACGGUUAGGAUCGCGUGACAAGAAUGGAGGAUAAUUUGGAGCGCGUGCUCCAUUGCGAUGACAAGGAGGAGUUGAGGCGGAAACUGGCCCUGCUACAGAGGGAGUACUCCAGGACAGUUCAGAGAUUACAGCGAGCUGAGCGUUCAGAUGCCGUGCGGAAGCAUGUGAGGAGUCGGAUCUCUGAGCAGAACCUCCAGGACCAGACAGACCCAGUCCCAGCCAGCACCUUUCCCAACCCAGCUCUACCUCCCCUCUCCCUUGGUUGCCCUGCUAGGACGGCCCCAGGUUCGGCCUCACCAUCCGGCCCCGCUGGAGACUCGACUGUGGCGGCAUCGUGUCCGGUGGAAUCUGAGAACCCCAGGCGGAGGAGUCCGUCCAUCCGCUUCCUCCUCCCCGUCGAUGACUCUUGCCCUCGGACACCUGACCUUAACCCUCACAGACGAAGCCACUCCCUCCGGCUGAGGUCACGGAGAAGCCGGCUGCGCUGGGAGCGGACGGGGAGGGUCCAGGGCGGCGAGGGGGCAGGGGGGAGGUACGACACAGAGACCAGCGAGGAUGGGCUGGAGCUGGAAGCACAAACAGAGAAAGAAGAGGACGGAGAGAAGAGAAAUAUGGAGGAAGAGAAGGAGGGUGUGAAGAAAGAGGUAGAGAGGGAGGAGAAUGAGAGGGAAAUUCCAGAUAAAGAGGCAAUUAAACAGAGUGAUGGAGAGGAGAGAGAAGAACAGAGGACAUAUGGACAGAAGGAGAUCGGUUCACCCCUUCCUUCUCUGAGGAGAGAUGGAGAGGAGAGAGAAGAACAGAGGACAUAUGGACAGAAGGAUAUAGGUUCACCCCUUCCUUCUCUGAGGAGAGAUGGAGAGGAGAGAGAAGAACCGAGGACAUAUGGACAGAAGGAGAUCGGUUCACCCCUUCCUUCUCUGAGGAGAGAUGGAGAGGAGAGAGAAGAACAGAGGUCAUAUGGACAGAAGGAGGUCGGUUCACCCCUUCCUUCUCUGAGGAGAGAUGGAGAGGAGAGAGAAGAACAGAGGACAUAUGGACAGAAGGAGGUCGGUUCACCCCUUCCUUCUCUGAGGAGAGAUGGAGAGGAGAGAGAAGAACAGAGGACAUAUGGACAGAAGGAGAUAGGUUCACCCCUUCCUUCUCUGAGGAGAGAUGGAGAGGAGAGAGAAGAGGGAAGUGAUUCAGUAGCUGUGGGAGUCUCUGUGUUAGGGGCUGUUGGGUUGUGUAACACUGGGGGAGUCCUGGACUCGUGCACUCUGGUGGAAGGUCUGCCGUUCCCUGUAGAAUACUACAUCAGAACCACAAGACGCAUGGCCUCUUCACAGAGCCACAGAGACCUGCAGGCUGUCGUUCUGAACCAACUCAACAGGGGGCGCCACAGAAGGAACAGGGGCCGGAUGUCUAACACACACUCACUCUCAACUUCACAGUCCGACUCACUAGCACAACCCUCCAAUCACCGCCCGUGCUCAAGUCAACUGACCUCAAACUCACCGAACAAUCGCACACCGGUUGAGGAGCCAUCAGCCAAUCAGAUGCUUACCGCUGAGUCGGGGACCAAUCAGAGUGAGAGUUUACCCUCCAGAGCCUGCAGUGUUCGGCCUAUCAGAGGCCGGAGGAGGAGAGGAAGGAGGCCGAGACUGGGCCGCUCUCUAAGUUUGGACUCGGAUCCCCCAGCACCAGUCCCAGACAACACCCAGACACCGGCCGCUAUUAGCCCAGCCUCACAGCCUCUCCCUGGGGGUGGAUGUCCGGAGCGCUGGACUCUCUCUGGAGGUGUGGAAGAACGGCUUUAUCCCAUCUUCAGAAGGAGCUGUGUCUCUCCCCUCAUUCACACAUCAAAGCAGAGCAAAGAGAGUGUGUGGUCUCUCCUCCUGCCCUCCUCCCUCUCCCCUGGAGGACCAGCAGUGCACCCUGGGAGUCUGGGCUGCGUCAUCUCAACCUUUGGCCUCCAGGAUUUCCAUCUCCCCGACGACCAGUUCGGACAGCUAAAGCUCCAGAAGCUUCGCGCCUCGUCUGCCGUUGCCGAACCGGAACCCUUCUCACCUUACAACAUGCGUCGUCGCCGCAACAGAGGCUCGGUCCACGGUCUCCAUGGCAACACAGGCGGUCAGACGUCCAAAGCGCCUACACCUGAGCCCCUCCCUCUCAGCCUCACCCCUCCUGUCACAGACUGCGUCACUCCGGUAGAACAGUCUAUAGACAGAUCUAUAGGCCAGCAUCUUAUAGACCACCCUAUAGGCCAGCAAUCUACAGACGCACUAGACCAUUCUACAGACCUCCAUUCGGAGUACCAUUCAGUUUGCCAGUCUACAGACCACCCUGUAGACCAGCAUAUAGGCCAUCAGUCUACAGACCAACCCGUAGACCAGCCUACUGGCCAUCAGUCUACAGACCAACCCGUAGACCAGCCUACUGGCCAUCAGUCUACAGACCAAUCUGUAGACCAGAAUGUAGGCCAUCAGUCUACAGACCACCCUGUAGACCAGCCUACUGGCCAUCAGUCUACAGACCAGCCUACUGGCCAUCAGUCUACAGACCACCUUGUAGACCAGCCUACUGGCCAUCAGUCUACAGACCAAUCUGUAGACCUGCUUAUUGGCCAUCAGCUUACCGUUUUAGUAGGCCAGUCUAUAGACUUUCCUUCAGUAGACCAGCAGACAGGCCUACUCACUACUGAGUGCCCUUCCCUUCAAACUGAAACCGAGACCGAGUGCCCUCCCGAGUGUCCAUCCUUCCACACAAAGACUAAGUGCCUUUCUCCGUGCCCUACGGAGUUCUCUGUCGAGUGCCUUACCAAAUGUCCUUCCGUGUGCACUACUGAGUGCCCUUCCCUCCGGAGGGAGACAGAUGCAGAGUGUGCUGUCCCCCCCAGCCCUUCCCUGCUCCUCCUUAGCCCCUCCCUAACCAGCCACACCCCUCACAGACACACCCUCUCCCUUUCCCUCUCCUCCAUUCCCCCUUUACCUUCCUUAGGGAUGACCCCUAGCCCCUUGACCCCUAACCCCAACAUACCCCUCUCCCUCCCUGACAGCCCCCCAUUACCUUCUUUAGAGGCGGUGACUCUCCCUCUCUCCUGCCCUCCCUGCCGCCCCACUCUGACCCUCCCCCUCUCCUGCUCUCCCUGUCCCCCUACUCUGACCCUCCCCUUCCCCUCUAGUCCCUCCACCCAAGCCCUCUCUCCUCCCUCCCUCUCUCCCUGCCCCUCUCCAAUCAUCCCUCUCUCCUCCCCUCCUCCCUCCCUCGCUCUCUGCCACCCCAACCUUGUUGAUUCCCUGCCCCAACUUUUUCUCCCUCCCACUCCUCUACUACUGCCUCAAUCUCUCCCUCCAACCCCAAAUACACCCCCUCCAUCGCCCCCUAUCCAGCUUCUUCGCCAGCCAGCUCCCUCUCUCCACUCAACCAGACAGGCCACCGAGGAGAGAGGAGAGGGAGAGGAGGAGAGAGCGUGGAGGAAGAAAGAGGAGAAGAGGAGGGAGGGGAUGACCGAGGAGGGUGUCUUAAAGCUCUCUCACACACUGAAGGCCCCUGCAGGAGGCAGCCUGGUGGAUGUGUGCUGUGUGUCGUGGCUGUCAGUAGGUGUAUGUAUAGCGGUGGCAGGAGAGUGGGAGGUGUGUGUUUGGGGUCAGAACAACCCCCCACACUGGAGACGACUCCACACCUGGACCUUCAUACAAUCAGUGAUGUCAGUGUUUCCUGUGUCGGACGCUCCUGGGCUUCUGUGUGUGACUCUGGGCCAGCUGGAAAUCAGAGAGGCCAGGGUACUCUGCUGCUCCAGUCUGUCCCAGGCGGUGCUCUGUGAGGGGGAGAUCCACAUGGUGGUGGGCAUGUCCAACCGAAGGCUGGUUAGCUCCUCCUACUCUGUCGCCACAACCCCGCUGCAGGUCUACACACUGACACAGGAUGGCAGGCUGCAGGCCUGCCUGUCUUUGGUCUGUCCUACUGAGCGCGUGCAGACCGUGGCGGCGGUGGAGGGACAGACUGACGCUCUGAUUGGCUCAACCCACGGAGGACAUGUUGUUCUGUGGAACGUGACGACGGGACAGCUGCUGCGGAGCAUCAAUCUGGGAGAUGGUUUCACGGAUACGACCUGCCUCCGAGGAUACUCCCUCUGCGUGAGUGGGGUGCUGUUUGUCCUGUUGCAACACACGUCCCUGUGUGCUGUGGAGGAGGAAGAGGGAGGGGCUCUGUUCUCGCUGGUCGCCACCAACCCUCUGACUGGCACCGUCGCCCUGGCAACCAGACUAGGCCUCCCCAAAGCCUGCACCGGGAGGCUGGUGGAGGUUGAUGUCCAUGGAUCCAGUGUGAUUGGGGUUUUCCGGUCCGGCUCCGUGUGUGUGUGGCAGCUUGGGGGGCGUCAGGGCCAGCAGGGGGUCUGGUUCCCAGAGCUGGGGUGUCAGCUCGCCCGUUGGGGGGCGCAGGGAACUGUCCUGACGGCACACCUCAAUGGAGACGUCUGCUUACACCGCUACAGACCAAUCUGAACAACUACAGACCACUAUAGAACACUCUGAACAACUACAGACCACUAUAGAACACUCUGAACAACUACAGACCACUCUGAACUACUAUAGACCACUAUAGACCACUCUGAACUACUAUAGACCACUCUGAACUACUAUAGACCACUCUGAACAACUACAGACCACUAUAGACCACUCUGAACUACUAUAGACCACUCUGAACACCUACAGACCACUUUAGAUGACUCUGAACAACUACAGACCACUAUAGACCACUCUGAACUACUAUAGACCACUAUAGACCACUCUGAACAACUACAGACCACUAUAGACCACUCUGAACUACAGACCACUCUGAACUACUACAGACCACUGUAGACUACUCUGAACCACAACUUAUCCACUAUAGACCACUCUGAACUACUGUUAUACAUGCCAGAGAGGCAUGUUUGUUCUACCAAACAGAUUUCUAUCUGUGGGUUGUCCAACGUGUCCUGCUGAAUGCAGCCCAGAAGGGUCUGCUACAUAGCAGGAACAAUGAGUUAGCGCUCUAACUUUGAUAAGCAACCAGAAAUAACUAUUGAUGUUCUGGUUCAUUAAGAAAGCUAAACUUAGAUAUGUGUUUUUGGUUGUUUUAUUAUGCCAUGCACUUUAUAUAUUUCUAUAAAACAAGUUAUUUCUGAAUAUUUAGGCAAGUUAGCUGGGUAACACAUUGAUCUUGCUUUGUCGUAAACACCUGCAACCGUGACCUCUGGUGCUGAAUCACAUUUUUGAUUCAGAUUCUUCUGAAUCACUUUCUACCACAUCCAAAUGACAUGGUUCAACUGUUUGGUUCCUGAGUCUGUUCCAUAUGUACCUACAUAUAAAUGAUGUGGUUCAACUGUUUGGUUCAUGAGUCUGUUCCAUAUGUACCUACAUAUAAAUGACGUGGUUCAACUGUUUG
This is a messenger RNA of Oncorhynchus kisutch (coho salmon), 5821 nucleotides long. RefSeq names its product partner and localizer of BRCA2. Lineage: Eukaryota; Metazoa; Chordata; Actinopteri; Salmoniformes; Salmonidae. Gene Ontology annotation, molecular function: protein binding; DNA binding. The coding region runs from base 439 to 4899 and encodes 1486 amino acids. Gene Ontology annotation, cellular component: nucleoplasm. Gene Ontology annotation, biological process: double-strand break repair via homologous recombination. The transcript is spliced from 14 exons. The record is from RefSeq and is a predicted model, not a curated record.